Salvelinus fontinalis (brook trout) is the source of this 2315-nucleotide messenger RNA. It is a transcript of the gene hepacama, whose product is annotated as hepatic and glial cell adhesion molecule a. Lineage: Eukaryota; Metazoa; Chordata; Actinopteri; Salmoniformes; Salmonidae. The transcript is spliced from 7 exons. The record is from RefSeq and is a predicted model, not a curated record. Bases 88 to 1401 code for a protein of 437 amino acids.
UUGCAGUCUUGUGCAUUCUCAGGGACGUGCCUGGAGUGGACAAAUCAUGCUCAUUGGGUGGGAGAGGGACUCAGCGCUGUACCCAAGAUGAAGGAGGAGAGGAGGAAGACUUCCUCGACAGAAGACACAGCCAUCCCUUCGCAAUUCUCACUCUUUGGCCUCCUCCUUCUUUUCCAGGCAGUCAGAGUGGCCGGCGUCAACAUCACCAGUCAGGCUCAUCUGGUCCGAGGCACGUUGGGUGGAGAGGCCCUGCUCUCCGUCAGCUACACCAGCACCAGCUCCGACCAACCGGUCAUCAAGUGGCAGCUGAAGAGGGACAAGCAGCAGCCCAUCACCGUAGUCCAGUCCAUAGGCACCAGCGUCAUCGGGAACCUGCGGCCCGAGUACAGGGACCGCAUCGUGGUGUUUGAGAACGGCACCUUGCUCCUCCACAACCUGCAGCUGUCUGACGAGGGGGCCUAUGAAGUGGAGAUCUCCAUAACGGAUGAUGCCUUCACUGCGGAGCGCAACAUCAACCUCACCGUAGACGUACCUGUGUCCAGACCCUACGUCCAAAUGAUAGCCUCCUCCGUGCUGGAGUUGAGUGAACUCUUCACCUUACACUGUUCCCACGGCGAUGGCACCAAGCCCACCUACAGUUGGCUGAAAGGGGGAAAGGUGCUGACCAAUGACUCGCGCCUGCUCCUGUCACAUGACCAGAAGUAUCUGACCAUCGCCCGGGUGCUGAUGUCAGACGAUGACAUCUACAGCUGUACGGUGGAUAACCCAAUCAGUGGCAUGAGGAGUGUGCCUGUCAAACUCACCGUCUACAGACGGAGUUCCCUGUAUAUCAUCCUUACCACCGGGGGCAUUUUCCUCCUCAUCACCCUGGUGACAGUGUGCGCCUGCUGGAAGCCCUCUAAAAAGAAGAAGCGGCGGGCUGCUAUGGCAGCCAUGUUGCAGAGAUCUCCAGUGUAUGUAGAGAGGAGUGACAUCAGUCACGGGGUUGAUGUGGUGCCAAACACAAUAGCCCAUGGAACCCAUGGCCGUAGGAGCCCAAUGGCUCUUUACGUUGUCAAUGAAGAUGAGAGUCUUGAAGGUGAGGAUGAUUGUUCAGCCAACUCCAUCAGCCUCUCAGACCUCGCCCCGCCUGGUUACCCCAGCCCCCUCCCACCAUCCUCCCACUCACCCGAGGCACCCACCCGGCCCGUUCGCAAAUACCCUCGUACCCCUGUGCCCUCACCCCCUGCCACCCCACUCAAGCCCUCAGCUCAGCCACCUGUCAUGCCCUCAGCUCCACCCCCUGGAUCACCUCCACAUGUCCAGAGCUCAGGGCGUAAACUCCGCCCUCCUGUGGGCAUCCCCACCAAUCAACAGACAGAGGAGCCCCCGGCUACCUCAGAGGCCGACGACCGGGAUUAGUGUCUCAAUGACCACCCUCACUCACCUAUCACUGCUUCUACUGUAGAAUUCAUCCACAUCUAACCAUGGAAAUGUGUCGAUUAUCUUGUCUGUUUGGCUGGGUUUUGGUGUAAAGAUAUUUGCUGCGCCAGGAUCAACUGCUCUGAUCAUGGUUUCCCUAUACCCCUGGGAAAAAUGGUACGUUGUUCUUUUUCCCCCACCAAGGUUUAAAAACAUGAAACAUCGUCCAUACUGCACAACACUGCUUUGAGCUUGGUUCAGGUGUGAAUCAACUUGGACCAAUGGCCGUUCAUGUAGCCUGACUCUCGAUCACUUUGCGCUUUAGCCAACUCCUCUCUGCUGUGGUGACAAUGAUAGUCAGAGGAGUGAGCUACAACACAUACAGAUCUGGGACCAGGUUAACCCCCAUGGCUAUUCUGGUGAACUCAUGUAACAAACAGUAUCCACCAAUCAUUUUUUGGGGCAGUCAAUGUAUGGGAGUUGCCACAUGGUGAGGGGCAAGGGGGAUGUAAGUAGCCACAGUCAAUUUACACUGGGAUCUGGAUAUGCUAUUACUUGAAAAUUAGGGUAAUGAUAAUGUGUCCAUCUUGUUUGAUUUGCUACUUCCAGUAGAGGUAAUGAGGAAGGGGGUUUCACAGAAACUGCCAUCCUAAGCCUUGGACUCGUUAUGUACAUAUGUCAAUAGUGUAUGUGGUGUUCUUAGAAUAGUUUUUAGGACCUUUUGCCUCCAAAUACAUUUUUUCAAAUAACAUUUCAUCCUAAAACCAUGUUUCUAUUCCAUGUGUCAAAAUGAGGUAUGACAUUUUAUAGCCUAAAUUUUUUUAACAAUAAAUGGAAUGUUGGAAAAUUCCUCUGCCAUAAAAUAGUUUUACUUUAACCUGUAUACCAGCAUAAAAACAGUUAUUUCUAUUCAA